UGGUGGACGUGGUUGGAAUUAAAAAAAAAUUCUUAUGGCACCAACCAAAUAUCAAUGAAAACUCAAUAACAGAAAACGGUUACGGAAUCAAAAACUCAAUAGUCAAAUCUUCCUCACCAUUUCCUUCAAACUCUUAAUUCUUCAAUCACUAUAAACAUUUUGCCGCCUAAUUCUUCUUCCUCCGCCGUAAAUGACCACCGUGAAAUCACUUCCACCGUCACGUAGCACCGCCGUAUACCGUACGGUCCAAUGCCGACAAUUGCCGACGGAAAACCUAGGGUUUCCUACACUCUUCCCACUCAAUGCCGGUAGAUCGUGCCGCAGUCAGAGAAGCCUAGCACUCUUCUACGACCGUGCGAGAUUGAAGGCAUACACAUUGAAGCCAAUUCAGGCUAAGAACGAUUCUGAAUCGUCUUGCUCGGAUAAUAACAGUACUUCGUUUUCUGGUAAAAAUCUCCGCCAGAUGUCAAAUAUUGGGAACUCGACGAACAUUUUGUGGCAUGAUUGUCCAGUUCAAAAAUGUGAUAGACAGCAGCUGCUUCAGCAAAAAGGAUGUGUUAUAUGGCUAACUGGUCUCAGUGGUUCAGGAAAAAGUACUCUUGCAUGUGCUUUGAGUCAAAGCUUGCACUCCAGAGGAAAACUGACUUACAUCCUUGACGGUGACAAUAUUCGGCAUGGUCUAAACCGUGAUCUUAGUUUUAGAGCAGAAGAUCGUUCAGAAAACAUACGAAGGAUUGGUGAGGUUGCAAAACUCUUUGCAGAUGCUGGUCUUAUUUGCAUCACUAGUUUGAUAUCACCCUAUCAAAAGGAUAGAGAUGCUUGCAGAGCACUACUGCCAGAAGGGGAUUUCAUUGAGGUUUUCAUAGACGUGCCACUACAUGUGUGCGAAGCUAGGGACCCAAAGGGCCUAUACAAGCUUGCUCGUGCAGGAAAGAUCAAAGGUUUCACUGGUAUAGAUGAUCCAUAUGAACCACCUUGUUGCUGUGAGAUAAUAUUACAACAGAAAGGAAGUGACUGUAAGUCCCCUAAAGAUAUGGCAGAAACAGUGAUAUCCUAUUUGGAGAAGAGUGGACAUCUGCAGGCCUGACUUUUCUUUAGAGGGGCCUUUCUUUUUUGUUUGCUAUAAUGGGGUUUUAAAGGGUCCUUUCUCGUAGCCUGUAGUUAAAUUGUGUUGUAGAUUUUGGCACAUAAAAAGUUGUUCCUUCCAGCUGCAAGGAAAUCAUCGUUUCCUGCACAUCUGCUUCUGUACUAAAUCAUAAGAUGGAGAGCCAUGGGGAAGGAUUUAUAAGUUGGUGCUGAUUGACAUAAGCACAUAGGAAGAAAGGAUUUAGUAUAUGUGAUUUGUGUCUUUUAGCCAAUAUUGGAUGUUUGGAAUGUAUAGCGCUGUGUAGGUAUGCAACUAGGGAGUUCUUAUGAUUUCUGUGUGGUACCGAUGCCUGGUACUGCAUAGGGAUUGAGAUUAUAUUGAGAUACAUGAAAUGUACUAGUAAAUUAUUCUUCAAAGUUAACUAGCAUUGGUUGACUACUCUUAAAAAAAAAAAACUUUGAGUUGACUUUUA
This is a messenger RNA of Medicago truncatula (barrel medic), 1559 nucleotides long. RefSeq names its product adenylyl-sulfate kinase, chloroplastic. Lineage: Eukaryota; Viridiplantae; Streptophyta; Magnoliopsida; Fabales; Fabaceae. The transcript has 7 exons. Gene Ontology annotation, molecular function: ATP binding; adenylylsulfate kinase activity. The record is from RefSeq and is a predicted model, not a curated record. Bases 191 to 1087 code for a protein of 298 amino acids. Gene Ontology annotation, biological process: sulfate assimilation.